Molecule: messenger RNA, 3316 nt
Organism: Gamsiella multidivaricata
Lineage: Eukaryota; Fungi; Mortierellomycota; Mortierellomycetes; Mortierellales; Mortierellaceae
Product: P-loop containing nucleoside triphosphate hydrolase protein
Exons: 9
Coding region: 489-3302 (937 amino acids)
Biological process (GO): microtubule-based movement
Molecular function (GO): microtubule motor activity; microtubule binding; ATP binding
Source: RefSeq, a predicted model, not a curated record
CAGACAUCGGUCCCAUAUAGUCACUGCUUCACUAAAAAAGUUAGUGUGGAUGGUCAUUGCAAGGAGCCUUCAUCGGAGCUGUCGAUCGUAAACGCUCACCCAAAAAUGUUUGGAUGCGAUCGGCGAUUGGGGAGGGAGUCUUAAUUCGAAAGGCCAGUCCAGUAGGUUAAGCGCGUUUGUCGACAGCAAAAAGGCCUGUGCUUAUCCGACGCGGUGUGGUAUGUGGGCGUGAGCCGCAUGGGGGGCGAAAGCGCAUGCGAGACGAUUCUUGGCUGUGGAAUACCGCGUGUGUCAGCCCGAUUUCGUAGUCUUACCCCACACACACCGUCCCUUUCCUUCUUGGCCCGCCUCCUUCACCCUACUGCCUUUCCCCUCUGCUGCCUCUUCCUCAUCUUUUCUUCCUACUCUUCAUCCCCUCAUUCCAAACACGCAUUCCAUUUCCCUCUCUCUCUCUCCACUUGCCUUUGUUCGCUCACUCUUCACCAGCGAUGUUCAAGUCCGUAGCCGACCGGUUAGGCUUUCCCCAUUCUUCACACUCAUCCAUCUCGCAUCACUCCUCAACCACCUCCUCCCCUUCCUCCUCGUCCCCCGGUCCCCACCACCACACCAAUAACCCCCGCACGUCCAUCUUUUCCUCCGUCCCAUCCACGCGCGCCCCAAGCCGUCAACAACAACACCACAGCAAAUACUCCUCUACUACCGCCAGCGCAGCACAGCACAACCCCCCUGCCCUCAAACCCUCGACCGCCCCCCGCAAGACCUCGGCCUCCAGCCCAACCCCUAAACCCGUCCUCCCGCCCUUGAGUUUCAACAACACCCGUGAUGGCAACUUCACCCAAUCCGUUGUCAAUGCUGGAAGUACCGCCGAGCCUGGAAACCAUCAGUCCACACGUGCGGCCGAGAAUGUGACGGUAUCGGUGCGGGUACGACCGUUUAGCGUCGCAGAGCUGAGGGCCGCGGGUGGGCCAGCCGAGGUCUGGGCUGUGCGCGAGAAUGCGCGGAUCAGCUAUGCAGAUGAUUAUGCGAUGAAAGAACGGAGAGCUGCGGUUGACUAUGCCUUUGACCAUGCUCUGACAGGGAGCGAUAACGAGCUGAUCUACAAUAUGAGCGUCAAGAAUUUGGUCCAGUCGGCGAUGGAGGGUUACAAUGGCACGGUUUUUGCGUACGGUCAGACAUCUUCCGGAAAGACAUAUACCAUGAGCGGAACAGAAAAGCAGCCUGGUAUCACGCCUCGUGCGGUCGAGGACGUCUUCAAAUACAUCCGCGAAAACUCUGAGCGCGAGUUCUUGCUACGCGUCUCGUAUCUGGAGAUUUAUAAUGAGAGCAUCCGGGACUUGCUCUCACCAGAGGCGAUCGACUUACGGAUUCACGAGGACCGGAAGCGCGGAGUGUAUGUCAGUCCACUGAGAGAGGAAAUUGUCACGACGCCGAGUCAGGUCAUGAGGAUCAUUCAUAGAGGCGACUAUCAGAGGCACACAAGUUCAACAGACUACAAUGCCCACAGCAGCAGAUCGCAUUCCAUCUUUCAAAUUGUUAUUGAAAGCAGAGAACGAGCGCCGACUGCACCACGGAGCCCUACAGAACGCAAAUCGAGUCUUGGACUUAAAUCACCAAGCGCCGUACGGGUCUCACAGCUAAACUUGAUUGAUCUCGCAGGAUCUGAAAAGGCCUCCUCUGAUGUGGAGCGACGUAAAGAGGGCGCAUUUAUCAACAAAUCAUUACUGACACUCGGAACCGUCAUCGCGAAACUGACGGACGACAAAGGAUCACACAUCCCAUAUCGCGACUCAAAGUUGACUCGGAUCCUUCAAUCCUCUUUAAGCGGGAACGCUCGCGUCUCCGUGAUCUGCACCGUCAGCCCAUCGUUCCUCAAUGUAGAAGAGUCCCACAACACCCUCAAAUUCGCCGCCCGAGUCAAGAAGGUUGUCACCAAGGCCCACACCAAUCAAGUUAUGGAUGAUAAGGCCCUGCUGGAGAAGUACCGUCGCGAGAUCAGUGAACUCAAGGCACAGUUGCUCCUGACCACCGCUGCAGCAGCAGGACAGGAGGGUAGUGAUCAAAGCACACCUGGAUAUGGACAGGGACUCAAUGGGGUGGACAAGGUGAAGCACGCCGAACUAUCGCACCUCCUUGAAAGGGAGCGGCUGAAGCACGAGGAGGAGAUGAUCGAGAUGAAUAUGGUCCGCAACGCGCUCAAGGAACGCAUUGACCAUCUUACGAAACUCAUUCUGACCUCGCAGUCUAUCAAUGCCAAAGCUGGUGGUAUAUCAACGAGUGGCGCUACGGCUAGUGCAGGUAGUGCUCAGGCGGGAUUGGGUCGUUACACUGUCGAGACCACGGCGGACGGCAGCGUGAUGGAGUUCCCCAAGGAAAUCGAGUCCCGACUGGCGAGGAAGGAUACGAUCGUGCGACAGCUGCAAUCAGAACUGGAAGCGCAACAAGAGAAGGUUGCUCUGAUGAAGAAUGCGCUGCAGAAGACCGCCAAGGGCGAGGCUGUCGAUAUCGAAAAGACGUUGGCUAGGAUCGAUAUGCAGACGGAGCCGAGGGAGAAAUUUUUGAUUGAGAAGAGGGCCUCCAUUAUGAACCUCAACUGGCAGGACGGAGGACCAUCAGGCGCGACAAAUGGAAAGAGAUUUAGCAAGGAGAUAGUGACUUCGCCUGUUUCCGCAGGCGGCGACAGUGCGAAUCCAAAUCCUGCAACCGAUCUCAUGGAGAGUCAGGAUGAUGCUACUAGUGUUUUGUUACCGGAGGGGGAACACCUCGCGAUCGAUGACGAAGAAGAAGACGAGGAUCUGAUGGACACGCCCUGGAACCGUGCCGAGUUAAUCUCUCUGCGACAGGCGAAACGCGAGCUCGAGAUCGUUGUCAUUGAGCAGGAGAAAAAACUCGAGGAGAUGGUCUCCUUUGAGGACUCGGACGAGUUCCGGGACCUGGUGCUGGAGCUGGAGGAUCAGCGAGAAAAAAUUUUGGCCAUGGAGGAGGAGCGCGAAGGAUUCAAGGCGUCGAUCACGGAACUGAAGAACACAAUCCGCAAACUGGAAUUAAGUCGCGCUGAAGGAGGUGGAGGACAUGGUGGUGCGCCCUCAUCGUCCUUACCAUCAUCGCCCUCACUCGGUGCAGUCGCGACCACCAUAGCAACAUCUGCUGCGAGUGCAAGCAGGAUCCAGGAACUCGAAAUGAUGUUCCAAAGGGAGCGUAAGCUGAGGAUAGAGGAGCAGACAAAGAACAUGGGCUGCAUAGCGUCCCUUGAGGCAGAGGUGACGAUCCUCAAGGCUGAGCAGUCCGUGCGCGAACUUGCUUGACAUCAACGAUGCAA